GGGAGGUGGAGGUUCUGCCCAGUCUUGCUAUCCUGGGACUGUCCCCUGACUGUCACCUGCUACGAGGGCAACGUGCCCAGCAGCGGGCCUGCGACGUGCGAGUUGAGAUACCAAGCAGAGCUAGUUAGGUUCGCGCACACCCAAAAUAGGAUUUUCAUUUUUAGACAUCAUUUGGAACCCCUGCCAGUUUCCAAGGCUUGUGCCUUCUGGCUCUAAAUGUGCAGGACCCGGAGGGUUAGAGGAGGGCACAGUUGGGGCUGGGGGCUGCUGAUUGGUUGUGUGGGAACUUUGAAAGGCGAGGUAGGAAUUCCUAUACAGCGCUGUAAAAUCUGUGAAUCGCGUUUUCUUGAACUCAUCAAACCCUAUUUGCCAGUGAACCACUUAGCCAGCAACCUACAAGGAGGCAGGUCCUUCAAGACCUUAGAUACACCUGAGUAUAGGAGUGCCAUCCAAAUAGCAAGUGAAGAUUCUUGCAUCCAGUGAAGGGAAGGCGCAAGAGGCACAUGAAUCUGUCCUUAAAUAGUAUCUGAGAGGCCAAUAAAUCUCACACCUAAGCACAAGUAAUGCUAGAGGAAUUCGAAGCCAGUACAGAAGAACAACCAGGAAAGCCAAACCUCUUACUGGAUUGAUUCAGCAUCAAACAGUACAGGCCUGACAUACAUGCCCACUCUGGGUCCUAAAUACUGUUUUUACCUCUACCAUUUUAUAGACAAAUCAGGCUCAUAACCCAGACUGAGACACAAGAAAGAGCAAGGAGACAGCCUUGCUGCCAAAGAACAAGAUACUCAAAUAGGUGCAGAACCAGACAUGGCUCAGAUGUUACAACUAUCAGAUGGGAGGUUUAAAACAAGCAUGGUUAACAUGUUAAACAUGCCAGUGGAAAAGACACAUAACAUACAUACACAGAUGGAGAUUUCAGCAGAGGAGGAGUUGGUCCGGGGAAAAAGAACAGUAGAUAGGAAGAGAGGAAGAAUAACUUAAGGGGCCUAUCCGUUGACAUGAAUAAAGCCAGUGAACUUGAAGGAAGUCUAUAGAAAUUAUCCGUAUUGGGGCUGGUGAGAUGGCUCGGCAGAUAAAGGUGCCUUGCUUCCAAGCCUGACCUGAAACUGAUCUCCAGAUCCCACAUGGUGAAAGAAGAUGGCAUCCGAGGCAGAGCCCCGCCCCCUGGGCAUGUUUGAGUGCCAGCUCUGUGCCUUGACAGCUCCUUACAGCUACGUGGGGCAGAAGCCCCCAGAUACCCAGGCUGUUGUCCUCCUGGAGGAGAGCUACAUCAUGAAGGAUCCCUUCUCCUCAGACAAGGCAAGGUUUCUGGUCCUCGGCUCGCGGUGCAGUGUGUGUGGCAGGCUGGUGUGUGUGGACCCGGAUUGCAGCUUGUUCUACUCCAAGAGGGUCUGCCUCCCCUGUGUUCAGGAGAAUAUCAGUGCUUUCCCUCAGGAAAUCAGGCAGGAUGUGGAGAAGAGAAAAGGUGCCUCCAAGAGACCUUCCAACCAUCCCUGACUGCCAUGCACACAGCCUCCUCCUGUGCAGCGCUGGGCUGGUUCAGCCAGGGUUUUCCACUGGGAGCUGUGUAUCUGGCCUUCUCUGAACUGUGGAGUACCUGGAGCCCUGGGAACCGAGGAGGCGGACAAGACAGCGGGAGUGGAUCCAGCUGCAGCUCCAGGACUGGCCUCUACUGGAGGCCAGGAAUGAGGGAAAAGGAGCCUCCUUCAGUGGACAGUUGGUAGACACUCCCGGUAGAUGUACCUGUGGGAGACACCCGGCUUCUCUCAGGACUUCCAAGUAACAUGAUGUCAUCUGUCUGUAGGGAAAUCAGCCUCCAACGGUAUUCAAAGGUUAUGUCACAUUCUGUGUCACAUGUCUGGGAAAUGAUUUAAACCUUGACCUUGUACCAUGUUUAUAAUUAAAGACCUGAAGAAUAAACUAAUGGUUUAAGUAA
This is a messenger RNA of Myodes glareolus (Bank vole), 1936 nucleotides long. The record is from RefSeq and is a predicted model, not a curated record. Lineage: Eukaryota; Metazoa; Chordata; Mammalia; Rodentia; Cricetidae.